CGGGUCCUGUGGUCGGGGACAUAACGAGGCUGCCGGGCGGGGAGAGCGGAGCGGGGCCCGGGAUGUCGGUAAACAUGGAGGAAUUACGACAUCAGGUCAUGAUUAAUCAGUUCGUGUUGACUGCAGGGUGUGCGGCGGACCAGGCCAAGCAGCUACUGCAGGCGGCACACUGGCAGUUUGAGACUGCUCUCAGCACCUUUUUCCAAGAAUCCAAUAUCCCCAGCGCUCAGCAUCAUCCGCACAUGAUGUGUACACCAAGCAACACGCCAGCCACUCCGCCCAACUUCCCGGAUGCUUUAGCCAUGUUUUCUAAACUUCGAACCUCAGAGAGCUUGCAGAACAGCAGCAGUCCUGCCGCAUCAAACGCCUGCUCUCCUCCUGGCAAUUUUAACCCCUACUGGGCUUCACCACCACCUAGCCAACAGCCUGUCUGGCUGCCCCCAGCCUCCCCAACCACACACCUCCAUCACCACCACCAUCAUCCACAACCAGCCUGGCCCCCAGCCUCCCAGCCUGCAGGGGGCCCCCAGAAAGCCAUGACUGCCAUGGAUGGCCAGAGAUAAGACUGGGCUUGAAUGCACUGAGGAAGAAGGGGAGGAAGCGGAGUGGUUCCCUGCUCUCCGCCUUCCUCCUGUUGAAUUUUAUGAACUGACUUUUUUUUUUUUUCCUCAGUCUUUAUUUUGUUUUAUAAUUAAGAGGUUCUGAAUUUUUUGGGGAAGACCAGAGAAAGUGACCGAACGUUUAAGUAAUGUGUCUGCCCCCCUCCUCCCCGUUUCUUUUUUAAUAUAUAAUUAUAAUAUAUAAAGAUUUGAAUUUAUGUGAGAUGGUGGAGGAGGGGGACGGAUGUUUAUGAAGGCACGCUGGAUCUAGAAGGAGCACCUUUUAACUGUUGCAUCAAAUGGAAAGAAAGCUUUAAGUGAUUGUCCCUCGUGCCCAGCACUCUUCCCCAGCCUGUGCUAGAACAGAAAGCGUGAACCCGUCUGUCCGCCAUUGUUUAGAAGAGCGGCGCGUCCACCUCCCCGUAGCACGUAGACUGGCGGCAUCAUGGUGUCUGCAUCGCCGAGCGAAGGGCAGUAUUAAGAAGCCUGCACAGAAGGCAAGCGCUGGAGACUGGCAACAUUUUAUUUUUCCCCCCUCCUCUCUCGGACGGACCAGCAUUGAUGGAGCUGGGCAUGUUUUAGUAGCAACUUCAUGAAUUAUUAAAUUUUGACACUUUAUUACGAUACCUCAACGGGACACAAUGGUUUUUACAGGCUUCUGGUUCCGAAGAAUACGUGCGUCUUGUUGCAGUGGAAAACACGCUUGCUCCCUAGUUUUCUAUCUCCGUUCCUGAAACCAUGUCGGGAUAUUCCGUAUGGAAGAAAAACGCAAACUUCAGAUUUCACCUUUUAAAAUGUUGCUUAAAGGGACAACAUCUAACGCAUUGCAGAGACUGGUUUUUCUCUCUCCCAUCUUGCUUCUAUUGUCCAACAAGGAGAUUACCACGGGCUUCUCCCAGAGCAAUAAGCGCACCAGAAGGUGACCCUGGCCACCAUUUUAUCUGAUCCCAACGCUGACUCUGUCAUCAGUCUAAUGCCAUAUUACCCAGGUCUACUAACUUUCCUUUACCCUCAUGGCAAUGCAUUCACUAGAUCGAUGUGUAUGUGCUAUUUCAGAUUUAUAUAUGGGUAGGUCAUCUUCUGGCAUCCUGACUAAGGCUUCAGCAACGCUGUGAUCUUGGCUGUGACCCCUGUGGCUUAAUCAAAGAUUGCUGUGUAGCAGUGCAGUCUUGGAACAGAAUGGGGUCGCAACAUGACUUGCAAAAAGUCCAGCAGUGUUGGAUUUUAUUAGUUUUGUUGCGAUUCUGGGAUUGCAGCAACUUGCUGCAACCCUAUUUAGUUCACUGGUCGCACUGCUACUCUGCGAUCUUUGGUUAUGCGAUGGGUGCCACGGCCAAGAUUGCUAUGUAUCCCCAGCCUACAAUGUGGGUUAUGCAACAUGGGGCUGAUGUCUAUGAGCGAUUGGGUCGGACACUGGCAAAAAGCAUUCCAUUAAAGGGAUUGUGUGAUCUCAGACUUUGAUGGUAAACCUUAGAGAUAAUUCUCUGAGGUAGGACCUGCACCUGUCUCCAGAAUAGGUCCCUGAAAGUGAAGAAGACUGUGUUCUCCUUUCAUUUCUAUGGGAAUAAAAAAAACCUUUUUAUUUGACUCCAAUGUAGUAAAGGGUUGUCCCAGUAAGACAACUUAUUCCCUAUCCUGUGGAUAGGUGAUAAGUGCCUGAUUGGUAAGUCUCUUACCCCUGGAGAUCACGAGAACGGAAGUUUGCUGCUUCAUUCAAUUCUAUGGGACUGCUGGAGAUGGCGGAGAACAAGCGCUUUGUUAUCUUGGGCCGUCCCAUAGAGGUGAAUGGAGCAACAGCGCACUAGAAAGCAGUGGCCCCCGUUCUUGUGAUCGGUGCCGAUCGGACACUUCGCUCAUCCUUUGGCUAGGCGAGAAGUCAUUAACGGGAUAACCCCCCCCCCUUUAAGGGCGCCCUUUCAUACAUGAGGCCUGUGGCUCUGACCACGGAGCAGCGUCUACCAUUACCCACACACAGAAUAAUUUGGUCAUUCACAUUGAGAAAAACUGGUUUGUGAACCAGACCGAUGGGUCAUACAACAAGCUGCAACCUGAGCAAAAGUUUCCUCUAAAUCCGAUUGUUCUCCUGUGCACUGAAUAAUUGAUAGUUGCUAAGCUGGCCCGUGAUAUCAUCACAUGUCAGGGCUGAGCCGCCAUAUUUCCGGGAUUUACGCUGGAGAUGCCUUUAGCAUGAAAACUCUCACUAAAAUGCACUGAAGUUUUCUUACGAUUUUGGUAGUCAAGCCAAGAAUACCGUCAUCUACCUUAUCUCGUCAACUGAAAGAAUGCCUGGCUGAGACAUUGCUCACAGCGCUAGCGAUUUACCAUCACCAGUGGGUGGCGCUGUUCUGGUGGAAGCUAUGUCACCACACGUCUGCAACUCAUGCUUUGCCUGCAUGACGCUUUAGGUUGCUGCUACGUGGGGGAGGGAUACAUCGGUCUAGUUUACCGAAUGGCUGACAAUCCUAUGGGUUAUAAGGAUUUGUUCCUGUUUUGUGAUUUCUGACCUACUCCCGAUUUCAGCUCGCAAUUGUUGAUGGAAAUCACUGUGAAUAAGGUCUAUUUUUUGCGUGUUUGUGUCCGUGAUGACAUCUGAUGGUCACUGGCUCAUCUGUGCAGAUGUCUGUGUUAGGGCUCAUGCACACGAGCAUGUGUUUGCCCCGUGCUGCAGAAUUUUAGAGGAUGCUGACCCAUGCACUUGAAUUGGUCCUCGAUACACAAGAUAUGUUUUGCACUGCAAAAAAAAUUUUUUUAUUUUUUUUUGCGGUGUGGAGAUGCAGACCGAAAUCCCACAGAAGUGCUUCAUAGUGCCUCUGCUCCAUAUCUUGUGGAUUGUGUACUCAUCCAUGAUGGCCGGUGCCUGUGUAUUGUGGACCCACAAUACGGGCACAGGGGGGCACACACUGUCGUGUGCAUGAUUUCAGAUGCACCUCCUACCAAUGGACCACAGCCCAAACAUGGCUGGCACCAGUCGUUUUUCACAGACCCAUAGCCUAUAAUGUGCGUGAGGGAUCUGUAAUUACGGACAGAAAUAGGGCAUGGUUACAUGUGGCUCCACGGUCUGUGGGAGACCACUAUUGUGUGAAUACCCACUUUAAAGUCAGUGGAUGCAUGAGCAAUCUGGAGACCACGGGCAGCACACUCCCAUGUGAGAAGCCUGAGGCUUAACUUUCAUACCCCCCAAACGGAACCCAUUCUAGUCAGUGGCUUUGGUCGGCAGCUAAGUGUCUAAGGGGGCAGUCACACGACCAUAUGUAUUUUUUGAUCUGCAAAAUGUGGAUGAUGUGCAUGCUGCAUCCUUUUUUUUUUUUUUUUUUCCGGUGGGUCUAUGGUCCACAUUUGCGGGCAAAAAUAGGACAUACAGAUCAUUCAUGUGCUUUCCGAGUCCAUAUGUCUGUUCUACAAAAAGACAGAAGAUGUCCUAUAUCUGCUCAUAAAAUGAAGAUGCAACAUGGACAGCAUCCGUAUAUUGCAAAAUACAUCCGGCACUUUUUGUUCAGGACAGGUAAGGCGCUAGCAGUGAUGUGCUCAGUUCUGUAGAGCCUAUUCAGCCAUGUCUCCGUUACCUUGGUAUACACAGCUUUUGGGUGACCAUGGAGUUUUCACUUGGGGCUUCUUACCAUCCCUGUAGAAUUGUAUUCUGCAGAUGGAUAUGGAACUUGAGACAUCUGGAGAGUAGUGUGACCGCUCGGGGACUCUUCUCCAACAUGCUCUUGAUGCAGCAAUGGUUUUUCUUGUGCCAUUUUUAGUUUUGGGGACAUUUUCAUGAUCUCCAAACCAACACUUGACAUCUGCUGAGUGCAGUAUCUUUUACGGCUGUAGCCCGCUUGAGAGGCACUUCACUGUCGGUGAUAAACUAUUAGUCAUGGAAAUUCACAUAACAUAGACGCCGGUUCAACGCUUUUGCUAGCAGUGAAGACGCCAUCAAGCCCUUGCUGUAUAAAAUGGUUGCAGAAGGUGAAAGAGGGAUGUUACGCAAGCGCUUGUGGUUACAAAGGAGAUGAAAGUACGUGAGAGCUAACUCCAGUGGAUACGUACCAAAAAAGAAUGUGCUCACGGCCGUGACCCCGUUUCUUAGUUUUUUCAAUUGGUGACCCGGGAAGCCAUUUAAUGCUGUGUCGGUGGCAGCUCGUGUGACGGCUAACUAAAGCGGAGAAGUCGAGCCUCGGCAGUAGCAUUUUGAGGUUAUAGUUAUUAAUUAUAAUACAGUACACUGGUAAUAGUUGAGGUUGUAGCCUGAAAGGUGUAUCAAACCAAUGCAGGCCCCAGCGUCUCUUUGGUUAAAAUGAACAUUUAUGCACCGCCAAGAAGUGAGACGGUAGAGGGGGCGGCGAGUAUCUUCAGCUUUCUCCCCCACACGCGUGGUUAUUGGGUCAAAAUCAUGUUUAUAACCCAAGAUCUUGAUCUGAAGUAUUCUUUUUAAUUUAAAGAAAAAAAAAAUUAAAAAAAUAAACUUUUUUUUAACUCAAA
Molecule: messenger RNA, 5066 nt
Organism: Bufo gargarizans (Asiatic toad)
Lineage: Eukaryota; Metazoa; Chordata; Amphibia; Anura; Bufonidae
Gene: UBALD2
Product: UBA like domain containing 2
Exons: 3
Coding region: 63-563 (166 amino acids)
Molecular function (GO): protein binding
Source: RefSeq, a predicted model, not a curated record